Messenger RNA from Hordeum vulgare subsp. vulgare (domesticated barley), 1652 nucleotides. RefSeq lists its product as uncharacterized. The transcript is spliced from 8 exons. Lineage: Eukaryota; Viridiplantae; Streptophyta; Magnoliopsida; Poales; Poaceae. Bases 530 to 1525 code for a protein of 331 amino acids. The record is from RefSeq and is a predicted model, not a curated record.
UUCUCUCUAUCUCUCUCUAACGGCGGCGGCGGAUAUCCUCCUCUCCCUUCAUCGAUCCCUUGCUCUCCAAUCUCGAUCUGACACCCUCCAUCUUCUCGAUCCUUCCUCCUUCGACACGCUCUCGAGAGCCAGGCGGCGACAAGCGCCACCGAUACACGGCCUCCACUCCAUCCUCCUUCCACAAUCUCUCGAGCAGCACAGAGCAAAAAUCGGUACCAGCACACGACGGUGCACCACCUCCAUCUCCAUCUUGACCGAAGGAUGCUUAAGAUUGCCUAGACUGCUGGUACAAUUUGCAUUAUUGGAUCCAGAAGAGGAUGAACAAACAGACUUCACCAUAUGAAAUAGUACCGUAAACCUCACCUUCACAAGGGAUGGAGAGGUGGAAUCAGCAAAAGUGCAUCCUCCAUGCCAUCAAAUCGAGCACGGAGGGCAUGACAUCAAGACCCACUGCCUUCAUCACUAGACUCGUCAUCAUCGACUCUAUCAACCAACUUGUUCUACCAAGAUUGUGACUGGAAGCCCAUCAAUGGAAGAUCAAGAUGGGGACCUUCAUAUUCCACCUAUUACUGAUGCAUGUAAAUACAAGCGUGCAAAUAUAGAAUGCCAGUACCAGGAAGGCACUGUCGAUUACGCUGAGAGACUUCAACCAUACAUUUGUCAUUGGUGUUUCAAAGAAGGUGGUAUGUGUAAGCAAAACAAUAGCAUGUCAUCAUUCUUCAAAAUGAAGAUUGUAGACGACAGUAACCCUUAUAGACUGGUCAUUCCAUGUUGGGUGCGUGACAGGGUUCAUGCUCUCGGUGUUUCAUCAAUUAAAAUCAAGUCUAUAACACAAACCAUACAUCAUGUUGGUUUGUACAAAGACAAAUACAAACGUCUAUUUGCUAAUGGAGCUUGGCCCGAGUUUAUUGCUGAGAAUGGUAUCUGUGUUGGGGAUGAACUCUAUUUCUUAUUCCAAAACAAUGAACCUCAUUUAAUCCUUCAAUAUAUAGGUCAAAAUAAACGAUGCAAGAUGGACAAAGGAUAUAAUACAGGCGAGCGAGUGUGUCCUUCAGUUAUUCAUGAUACCCCCGUUCAACGACUUUGUCGGGUUGCAACUGAAAGAGUUGUAGCUAUCCAAGAUGUUGAACAACCUGUGCAUGAACGUGAGGUACAAUCUCAAGAGGAAGAGCAUGCAGUUGCGGCCAGAGAUGAUGAUGCUCAUCCUCUCGUUAGUUUCAGUUUGCAUUUGACUCCUUCGCACAUGAACUCUAUGCUUAGAAUUUCCAAGGUGUGGGCUAACAGAUUGGAAGUUCCUGAGAGUGGUGAAGUGGACCUGAUCAUGGAUAGUCCACAUGUUACAGUUCCGGCACGAUACAGGGUUUUAAAUUCUCAAUCCCGUCGUGAUGGACGUCUCGCGGUAACAAGUGGUUGGAAGGAAUUUGUCGGGCGAUCUGGACUACAAGAGGAUGGAACUGUCAAGGUCGACAUCUCUCGAGUGAAUGGAAAGUUGACAUUCUGCUUUGUCACUUGUGAUAGUCCUUGACCCAACUCCGAAUGAUUUAUCCUACUCGGGUUGUAGGAUGUGUGUAUUAGGAAAUUGUAUGUAUAGUAAUUUAAGUGCCUUUGGCUAUCUCCAUUUAUGUCAUGUACUAAACUUCUAAAUUCACUUU